This is a messenger RNA of Neolamprologus brichardi, 2009 nucleotides long. NCBI's taxonomy places the organism in Eukaryota, Metazoa, Chordata, Actinopteri, Cichliformes, Cichlidae. The record is from RefSeq and is a predicted model, not a curated record.
UAUGUUUUUUACUGGUGCACAAAAUGAGCCGUGCGUGUCAUGGCGGAGGCUCUGUCGAACCCCUGAGACCGACUCACCGAACCCCUAGGGUUCGAUCGAACCCAGGUUAAGAACCACUGCUCUAUACUAAGGUCUGAAGCCUCUUUUGUCCUAUGAUAAGUGCUCUGAGUGUGUUAAAAAGUGAUAAAACCUGGUGUAUAAAUGAAGUCCAUUUAAACAUGGCAUUUUACCUUAAAAAGCAUACAUUUUGCAGAAACAAUAACUGUUUUCAACUUUAAAAUCUGAUGUUAAAACUGCUACUUCUCAUAUCUGAGUUUCAAUCAAUGAUUAGAAAAUGAUGCAAGAAAAGUUCUCGCCAAAUUUGCAAUAGCAGAAGAAGAGCAGUUCAAAAAUAUAUCGUAACGAUAAAAAUCAAGAUGAAGGCUGAAGGCAGAAAAUGCACCUCUGCAGACAUAAAUCACAGGAUCAAGCUUCAUAAUGCUGCAUGUUUAAUGACAUAAGCCUGCGCAAAACCCUUGAAAUGAUGAGCAGUAAACUCAAGAGUUAUAAAAAAAAGCAGGCCUUUGAUCAAGACUUCUUAGACAUCUUCAGACUAGAACUGCUUAAGAGACCCAUCAUUUUAAGACAGUCCUUAAUCACCAGAGAUGGCAAACGUGGACAAACUCAUCAUGCAGAUAUGAGACUUUGGGCCAUUCCAGAGGAAGAUUGCCACACUUGGUUCAUUUUCAUUGAUAGUUUUUGCUUUUGUACUUGUUGGAGUUGUUUUCUUAGGCCACACUCUGGAUCACUGGUGCUGGAGUCAUGGAUCUGAGGGCCUCUGGGAGGAAUGUGGAUGGAGUGAUGUCAAGGUGCGGGACGUGACCAUUCCCCACUCAGAACAGUCUGGAUCUUUCAGCCGUUGUGAGAGAUUUGCAGUGGACUGGAGCGAAAGCCAAAAGAAAUAUGAUGAACUUGACUGGCAGCGGAUUUCUAAUGCAACCCAGACGGUGGCGUGCGAAAGCAGAUGGGUGUUUGAUGAUAACCGCAGUACUAUUGUUUUAAAGGUGAAUGGUCAUUUUUUUCCUAUUUCUCCAAUGAUGUUACCCAGCUGUCAGAUCCUGGCUCAAGUUUCCCUGGCAUGUGGAUUUUUCAUUGGAACUCUUGUGACAGGUUACCCAGCUGUCAGGUUUAUUAUGCACCAAAAUGGAGGUUUAAGGAGCACUAUUCUUAGACUUAGCAGCUAUCUAUCCAUCUUUUACACUAGGUUGUUGGCUGCGAAAGAUCAAAUCUACCCUUUGAUGAUUAAUUUAGCAUAUUUUGUCACAUAUUGUCUCCUUUGUUGUGUUCGACUGAUCCGCUUUCAAUGUUCUGCUAAAACAUGUUAUUUUCUUUACGUAGUGAUUGAGUUCUUUGGGUCCAACAACAGGAAAUUUGUUGCCAUGGUGAUUUGAACUUCCUACUCUAUUGGCAUGGUGAUCCUGCCUGGCGGUCUGGCAUACUUCCUGUCCUCCUGGAAGACUCUGCAGCUGGCCAUGAGUCUUCUUUGCACCCUGUUUAUCUCAAACCAUUGGAUUGUUCCUGAAUCUCCACACUGGUUGUUUUCACAACAAAGAACUAUGGAGGCCAUGGAAGUUGCUGCAAACAUUGCUAAAUGCAAUGGGAAAUGUUUACCACAUGAUCUACCAGAGAAGAUAUCAUUCAUUAGGAGUUUACAAGCACGUAACAUUGUCUUCUUGGAUUUUUUUCUUGCUGUGGUGGAGCUUCCCAUUGGGCUCAUAUUUUAUCUGCUGGUCAACAAGGGCUUGAUGCUCCCUCAGAUACUCACUUUCACCAUGCCCAUUUUGGUUUUGAAAUUGAAGGUGACAAACCAAUGUGGCUCUAACUUCCUGUUGUCAGUUUUAAUUUCUCACAGAAAUUUGGGUGCGUCAGUGUGUUCAUCAGCUAGUGGCACUGGAGCCAUUGUAGCCCCAUUCUUGCUAUACAGACUGGCCAGUAUGUGGCCGGAGCUACCUCUGGUUCUUUACAGUUAA